This is a messenger RNA of Myotis daubentonii (Daubenton's bat), 1555 nucleotides long. It is a transcript of the gene CCDC24, whose product is annotated as coiled-coil domain containing 24. The record is from RefSeq and is a predicted model, not a curated record. Lineage: Eukaryota; Metazoa; Chordata; Mammalia; Chiroptera; Vespertilionidae.
GGAAGAGGCGGGACUAGGGCCCUGGUCGCUGGCCGGCUCCUGGGGGCCGUGACCGGGAACCGCGACCCCCGAGAGCCAGCCGGAGCCGGGAGAAGAGCGCGGGGCCGGGUAAUUCAGCCGCGGGUCCCGGCGGCGGAGCCCGGGUGCUGCUCGGCAGAGGCGGGCGAGCGCCUCCCCGGGGGCGUGGCCGGGCCCGGGCGGCCUGUCGGCCCAGCCGGUCUGAGCCCGGGACUCGCGUGGGGCGGCGGCGCGGCGGGCCAUGCCGGGGGAGCCCCCGUCGCUUUGGGAGCUGGUGGAGGAGCACGUGCCGCUCCCGGAGCGGCCCGAAGUGAAGAGGAUUCUGGGGGAGACGAUGGUGGACCUGAGCCUGGAGCUGCGGGCAGAGGUGUCUCAGCUCCCCUUGCAGGUGGCGAUGUUGCGGUCUCUGCUCCAAGAGGCGCGGUCCUCCCAAGCCCCCGGCUCCCGCCCCACCUCCGACCCCUCCUCCCUUCUGGCACCACCGCCCCUGCUGAGAGACCUCGUGCGCCGGGAGCUGCGGCAGCUGCUCCAGUGUCUCCGCCAGAAGGCCAUCUAUGAGGGCAGGGACCAGACCCAAGCCUGGGUCCAGUAUAGCCCCAGGGUGCUGCGCUUUGCCUUGGAGGAGCCCCGGUGUGAUUUUCCAGCACAGGAGGCGUCCCAGGGGCCAGCUGGUGAACCCAGCAGCAGUCGCAGAGACCUCCGUCUCAUCAAGGACCAGCUGGGCCUGUCCAACAUUGACCGGGUUGCCAGACACCUGCGGGGCCUCCUGGAGGAGGAGUGUCACACCUUGGAGAGGGAGAUCCCCGUCCUGCAGCGCUGCCUGGAGGCGUGCACAGGGGCACGCCAGGCCUCUGAAGCAACCCUAGAGCCCACCCUGGCAGAGCUACAGGAGCAGAAGGCGGCCAUGCAACAGGAGCUGCAGGCACCUCUGCGGCCUUCCUGUGCCUCCCCCAGCCACAGGCAGCAGCCCGUGGGGUCCUCCGGCCAGGGCCUCAGGUCCUUGCCUUGCCUCCGCGGAGCUGCUGGAGUUUGGGCAAGGCCUCUCCAGUGCCACCUACCUGCUCCUCCUCUGGAACGCAGGCCUCCAGGCCUGGCUGCCACCUGCCGCUGGGGACGGAAGCUCCAGUGCAGCCCCAGGAAAAGGCCAGCGUCCACCUCAGUGUCCAGUGCAGUGCCCCAGGCCCCGACCUGACCGCUGGCCACAAAGUAGGCUCUGGCUUCUGGACCUCGCCCCGCCUGCUACUGCCACCUCUCAGUUGCCAUGGCCUUGCCUGCUUCAGAUCUUGUCUUGGAUAGGACCCCAAGGCUGUCCGCCUGUCUGACCCUCCUCCCACCCCCUUGCCAAGUCCCUGGUAUCUGGUCCUGACCAUCACGGCCUUUGGCCUCUCUCCUCCCAGGCUUUCACAGAGCCUGGGUGUAGACAGUGCAGAGGUCUCGUCCCAGCCCCAAGUCUUGUCUCCCUGCGGGACUCAGACAAAGCACAGUAGCAGCUCAGAGACAGGAAUAGAAAUUUCAUUAAAAUCUAUGGACUUUAAAA